Danio rerio (zebrafish) is the source of this 4931-nucleotide messenger RNA. NCBI's taxonomy places the organism in Eukaryota, Metazoa, Chordata, Actinopteri, Cypriniformes, Danionidae. The record is from RefSeq and is a predicted model, not a curated record.
AUAAUAUACUCAACCAGUAAUGAUAGACAGUACAGAAUGUAUUUUGAUCAUUCUCAUAGGAGGCUGCUACACUCCUCUGUUGAGAGUCAUCACUGAGCAUCGCCCCUCUCUGAGCUCUCACACUUCUAUAAAGGGAGGUGGUCCUCCAGUCCCUCCUGUUCCUUCUCACUCAUACACUUCUCGACAAAUUGAACAGACCUGCUCACCACAAAGGACACAAUGUGGUUUGCUGUGUUUUACAUAUGGGGAACCAUCUUGGCAUUUUCUGUAUGUGACAUCUGCCCAGAAACCUCUGAGGAUGCUGCUUCAUGGGUAGAACUGAAGCCCCAGAGACACUGCGGGGACGAGGAACACUUCUGCCCUUAUCGACUCACCCUCCCUCCUCUCUCCAUCCAGCUACCCAGGCCUUUUAGGGAGCUGGAAGAAAUGGCUAAGGAGCUGCAGAACCUAAAGGAAGUUGUCAACCAGCUGAGAAGAGACUGCCAGGAAUGUAAGGACAGGCACAGUGACAGGAGGGGUGGAUGGACGGACCAUAGUGACGAAGAGGAAAGGAGGUAUCAAAGUCCAAGGCAUAAUAUCAGUGUUAAGAACAAACCAAGUCCUGAUGGAGAAAAAGUUGCUCAAAUCUUCUCUUCAACCUUACCACAAGGAGACACAUCAGAAAGUGAAGGAACCAUCAAGGGGUUUGAGAAAAGGCCUAAUCAUUCAACACUGGAAGUUCAGGAAUGGGAUAUUAAAUCGAGGAUUGAUCUAAACCAAGGCACAACAGAUCCAACAUCGGAGAUGAAUAAAGAUGUAAAAAUAUUUAACCCCUUACUUGAGGUAUCUGAGGAUAUUUCAAAGGUGCCUACACCUUUAGGGACAGAAAGGGAACUAAAGCGCAGUGGAUUAGCAGAACCCUCCCUUCCCGUAAAAAAGGAUGAUGUACAAUUUGUAACCCAUGUGAAACAACAGCCAAAUGUUCUCAAGGAUGGAGAUGCUGGGAACGUCAGCGACAUUCUGACAGUGAGAAGAAGAGUGCAGAAUGUGCCUUAUCAGGAUAGAUUAAGAGAUCCUAACAUAAGGACAACAGAUUUAAGCACAUCAGCAGUUAACAAAAAAGUUCAGAACUUUCCUGGAGGAGAUAGACCAUUGAGGCCAAGAGGUUCCUACAUAAACAGUAGAGUUGUCAAAGUUAACAAUGAAGACAGAUUGAAGAACCCUGCUGUCAUGAGAAAAACUAAUCCACAAGUCGGGGAAACGAUGGGUAUGAUUCAGCCAGAAGAGGCUGGAUUUUCUCCAGCGAGGAGUGGCAUUAUGCGGGUAAAGGAAACUAGUCCUCAUAUAGCAAACACAAAAUCUGGGACAAUCAGAGAAUCAAGUCCAUUAACAGAUGACCAAAACAAACAAGACUUCAGUAGCGUUUCUGGUCCCAAAACAGACGAUAAACAUGUAAGCCAAGUCCCUACAGUUAGAGAAGACAAUUCAAGAAACAUAAACAUAACUGAGAUUACAAGACUCCCAACAAAUCUGAGGAAAGAAAAGCAAGGUGAUGUGAGUCACACGGACACAAAUAAAUCGGACUUCAGUAUUAUGAAUCAAGCUGGACAGCCAAACACAGUAAAAGAGGAAGAGAAGCACAUUGGACUGAGUGAAAGUCUGGUAAUUAUUAGUAGCUCCGCUGUGAAUAGAGAGGACUUGCCUUCCCCAGGAAGACAGGUGGAAAUUGAAAAAUAUCUAAACCCAAUCACAGAAAGUAAUAAUGGACAAAUUGGUUCCAAAGUUUUAGAUAAGGCUGACAGAACUCUUAAUGCAGGGACAGUUAAUCCAAUGUCUCCAGAUCUCACAGAUAAGAUACAGCCAGAAACGUUCAUCGUAGGGACAAUUGAGGAAAUGGGUUUUAACUCGUUAAAUGCAGAAACUCUAAAGAUAGACAUCCCAAGCCACAGUGAAGCUACAUUUUCAGAAGAUCUUGUGAAGCCCACUAUAGUCCCAGCGGUAAAGAGCAAAUCAAGAAAUGGCAAUGUGAGAAUGACCAGUAGGUUUAAACCACCCGUGGGAGGCCACGGGGCAAGAAGAUCUUCAAUAACUCCACUCAAAGCUGUGCCAGAACAGCCUCAGAACGGCAAGAAAAACAUCAGCAUGACACAUGAAGUGAGACAAGAACUAAAGUAUGUAAUGCCAAGACUUCUAAGCAACUCAGACACCACUGUUAUUUCACCUACAGGCCCCAAACUGAGACCUAACAUAACAAGUAAAACAUCAGCAAACAGAAGUGUUGGGGAACCUUCAAAGUUGCCUAUCCCAGUCAGAAAUGGACAUGUUCCCCGGAAAAAUGUCUCUGGAAUACUGAAACCAAUUUAUACAAGGAGGAAGCCAAACUUUCAAACUGAGAUGAACACAAACAGAGGCAUCAAGACAAAGGUAAGCACAAGGAAUCAAUUUUUUAGCCCCACUGGUGCAACACCUACUGUAAGAAGAGGUGAAAUCAAACACAUCCCGCAGGUAAUAACAUCAAAUGUACUGGAUAAUCAGCAGUCGACAAAUAACAUUACAGAACCAAAAUCACAACCAGAGUCUCAAAAUCCAGGUGACAUAAGAGAUUUGGAUAAGGUUCAAGAAGCUAUGAACAGACCUGGAGACAACAGCGAGAUUGUGUUGAUCUCAAAUAAUGAGAACCGUUCACAGGAUCCUAACACAAUGCAAAGGGGCACAUCAAAUUCACCAGCUGGUGAAAAGGAAGGAAAGAUCUUUAGUUUAGGAGGUGCCAGUAUUAGUGGUCAAAAUCCAUCUGAAGAGGACAAAAUCAGAAGUGGGAGGAAAAGGCCAACCACAUCCACCUUAAAGAAAGAGUUACCCAAGGAACCAGGUGCAUCUCAGUUUAUAACAUCGAAUGUCUCUUUUACAGACAUGGAGCAUGGAGACAGUAUGAAAAACAUUCACACAGUGACUAACACACAUGUUGAAAAGUCUAAUAACCCCAGUCAGGAUACACCCAGAAGUUUUGAAAAUACUGGACCAGCACCAAAUGUGAGGUCAACCGUAUUGCAUAAUCUCUGGAUUAAAAACAACAAUACAGAGUCAAAAUCCCCUCCAAUCUCUCAAAAUGCAGCUAAUGUGCAAGAUUUGGAUCAGGUUCAACAAGGUAAAACCCAUGUUAGAGACAAUAGUGAGGUUGUGUUGAUACUUAACACUGAGAAUAGUGAAGAGGAUCCAAACAUACAGCAAAGUGGAGGAUCUAAUGUUCCUACUAGUGGAACAGAACGCAAAACAUUUAGUUUGGGAACAGCUGAUAAAUUGGAAAGAGGAAAAAAAGGGACAAAUACACCAACCCUGAAGAAGAAAGAGUUAUUUAAGGAUCCGGGUACAACACAAUUCAUAAACUCAACAGUUUCUUUUACAGACAUGCAGCACAGAGAUAGUACAAAAAACACUGGUUCAGUGACAAAUGCGCAUGUUGAAAUGCCUAAAAACGUCAGUCGGGAUACACCCAUUAGUUUUGAAAGUAUAGGAGCAACAAAAGAACUGGAACAUAUUAAGCUUAAUAAAGACAGAGUGGAUGAAAUCCCUGAAGAUGUAUUAUCUAACCCAAACACUGUGGACACAGCCAAUGGUUAUAGUGGAGAGAAGUAUGCAAUUCCAGUUGUUUUGGAAACGCUUACAAAUACUGAAGAAAUCAAGGGCUCAAAAGUUUUCUCACUUAGCCCUGAGGACACAGCUGAGGGAUUUAAAUCCCAUGCAGUCAGCGAUGAGGUAACAGAGAGAGAGAAAGCAGAAAACAAAAUCCACAGCACCUGCCUUGGUAAUUGUAACACUACAUCAACUCCACACUCACAACCCAGUACAAGCCAGACCAGGACUCCAUUGGCCCCUGAAAGAGAAAAAAGACCUGCUCAAGACUGUGCUGAUUACAUUACGAAAUCUCGAAGGAAUGGUGUAUACAGAGUAACGCCGCGACCAAAAAACACUACAUUUCCUGUUUUCUGCGACAUGGCGUCCUCUGGCGGAGGUUGGACGUUGAUUCAACAUCGCUUUGAUGGUAGCACAAGUUUUAAUCGCACAUGGGACGAGUACAAGAAUGGAUUUGGGAAACUAAUAGGAGAGUUCUGGCUUGGCAAUGACAAGAUUCACUUGCUGACAAAGGCGAAAAACAUGUCAUUGCGAAUUGAAAUUGAAGAUUUCGAAGGGAUCAGAGAAUACGCCCAAUAUGACCACUUCUACAUAGCCAAUGAGAGCCAACAAUACCGCCUGUCCAUAGAUGGCUACUCGGGUACAGCUGGCAAUGCCAUGCAAUUUAGCAAAAAGUACAACCAUGACCAGAAGUUCUUCACCACUCCGGACAGAGACAAUGACCAGUAUCCCUCAGGAAACUGUGGAGCCUAUUACAGCUCAGGCUGGUGGUUUGAUGCAUGCAUGUCUGCAAACUUAAAUGGGAAAUAUUAUCAAUCAAAGUACAAAGGGGUACGUAAUGGAAUAUUUUGGGGUACAUGGCACAACAUUACAAUGGAAUAUUACCCAACUAAUGAAAGACAAUCAUUCAGGACUGUUAGAAUGAUGAUAAGACCUACAAACUAUGCAAACUAAUACGAAUAACAAACAGAACUAAAUUAAGCUAUCUUUUGAAUCAUAAAGUAACUGCUGCAAUAAUAUCAGAUUUCAGUGUGGUGUCAGAAAAUUGUUUUAGUAAAUAUGUUGUUUAAUAAGCUGUAAACAUAAGCAUUGAUAUACAAAACUGAGCACUUUUGUGAUGCUUCGAAAAUACUGUAGUGCAUAAACAAUAAAAACAUGCUUUUACAGAUUUAGCUGUUAUUUUGUAUAUUGUAUUUUUUUUUUUUAAUUCUGGGGCAGUCCAUGACUGUUUAUGCUCUUUUUUUCCAAUGCAAAUAUUUUACGUUGAAUAAAAGCAUCUGUAAUUUUGUUUGUUUUAUCAUUAUUAAAUUUUUUAAUGGAAA